GUGGAGCGUUUGCCAUCGGCAAAAAACAAAAAUCAUUUAAAACAUAAUAAUAAUUGCAUUUACCUUUUUAUAUUAUCUAAAAAAGUUGUCUCGUAAACACAUCUUUGCCAAAUUCACACAGUUCGAAUAACAAUUAAAUCGUAUACGUAAAAAUUUUUUGCAAACAAUCAUGAACAAUUCUUUUUUGGUAAUUUUUUCACUACUAAUUGUUUACUGUUAUGGAUUUCCCGAUGGUGCUCCCGUAGAUGUUUGUGUUAAACCAAAACCCAAUCAACCAUAUCAUGGACAAGCACAACCUCAACCGCCAGGUACAAGUCCUUAUGCUGUUGUAGCUUCGUCAAGUGAUUAUGGUCCUGGAGCAGAAAUUACUGUUACAAUUCAUGGUGCGGUCUUCAAAGGUUUCUUUAUCCAAGCUCGUGAUGUUGCCACAAAUCAAUGGAUUGGCGAAUUUGCACAAACGCCAAACACUAAAGCCCAUCCAGAAUGUAGUUCAAUUACCCAUGCCGAUCCAAAGGAUAAACAACAAGCCACGUUAGUAUGGAAAGCGCCAGCUAAUUCACAGGGUGGCAAAGUUUAUUUCACUGGAACCGUUUUACGGGAUUAUGGUACAUUCUGGUCUGGACUGAUUGCAGAUGUAGGUCGAAAAUGAAAAAAAA
Molecule: messenger RNA, 656 nt
Organism: Chrysoperla carnea
Lineage: Eukaryota; Metazoa; Arthropoda; Insecta; Neuroptera; Chrysopidae
Product: reelin domain-containing protein 1
Exons: 3
Coding region: 170-649 (159 amino acids)
Molecular function (GO): oxidoreductase activity, acting on metal ions
Source: RefSeq, a predicted model, not a curated record